Molecule: messenger RNA, 1476 nt
Organism: Pneumocystis murina B123
Lineage: Eukaryota; Fungi; Ascomycota; Pneumocystomycetes; Pneumocystales; Pneumocystaceae
Exons: 5
Coding region: 11-1411 (466 amino acids)
Cellular component (GO): cytosol; nucleus
Molecular function (GO): cysteine-type deubiquitinase activity; cysteine-type endopeptidase activity
Source: RefSeq, a predicted model, not a curated record
AUAAUUUGUUAUGGAAGAAGCUGUCGUUAAGACAGAUAGUUCAUCAUAUUUUGAUCUUCAAUCGUUACUCAAAAAUCCUGUUCGUUUUGGUCCAUGUUUUAUAGAACCGCUUGGACACUGGGAUACUUUGUAUACUCCUGUUAAUAUUGUUGAAUCUAUCAAUAAUACGGCAACUGAUACUCAGGUUGUUCAUUCUUUUGAAUCACCACAAUCUAGUGAUAGUGAAUCUCCUAUAGCUCGUCCCUCUAUUGUAUUAUUUUCAUCAGAUCAAUUGUUACACAGUUGGACCUGUAUUAGACCACCUGCUCCGGGAUUAAUUAAUGUCGGCAAUACGUGCUAUCUUAAUUCAGUGCUUCAGAUACUGUCUCAUGUCCCUCCAUUUGUUCAAUAUUUGCUUGCUGGUCAUCAUUCAUCACAAUGUCAAAUGAGCGCUUGUAUUUUUUGCAAAAUGGAGAAGCAUGUAGCUCAAUGUUAUCCUUCUGAUGGAAGCCGUCCUGUUCGUGCCUUUAAACCGCUUCAUAUUGUUGGUGCAUUAAAAUGGAUAUCUAAACGAUUUCAACCAUAUCGACAAGAAGAUGCUCAUGAAUUUCUUCGAUGCUUGCUUGGAGAAAUGCAACGCUCAUGUAUUUAUCCAUAUAAGGAUUUAGAUUUCGCUAGUCAAGAAACAACUGUAAUAUAUAAAAUAUUUGGUGGUUAUUUGAGACAACAAGUUAAAUGUCUCAAAUGUAAUGACAUAUCAAAUACUUAUCCCGUCUAUUUGGAUCUUUCAUUGGAUUUAAUGGGCACUUCUAUCGAAGAAGCAUUGGAUAUGUAUGUUCGUGAAGAAAUGCUAACUCAAUCCAAUCGAUAUAAAUGUGAAAAAUGCAAGAUUUUGGUUGAUUUUCAAAAAAAGUCUUCCAUUUAUAUACUUCCUCCCAUUUUAACCUUACAUCUUAAGCGAUUUUCUUUCAAUAAAGCUUUUAAAAUGUCGAAAAUUACUCGGCAUAUUCGUUAUGGCGAAACGCUUGAAUUAACUUCAUAUAUGUCUCAAAAAAAGCAAAACCCUAUCAUUUACGAUCUUAUCGGUAUUAUCGUUCAUUCAGGAAAUGAUACACGAUGUGGUCAUUAUUAUUCUUUUUGUAAAACUAGUAAUGGUACUUGGUUACAUUUUAAUGAUGAUAUGGUAUCCACGGUUAGUCUUCAAACCGUUCUUAAGCAACAAGCAUAUAUUUUAUUAUAUUCUCGUUCUAACUCUUCCAAAUAUACUGAUUUUAACAAUUUUUCAAAAAUGCUUUUUUCUUUUAAUUCUCUCGAUAAAAUUCAAUUUCAUAAACAAAAUCAUAACUCUGACUCUAAUCAAGAAACUUUUAAAAGACUUAAAUAUGAUAAUAAUCUUUCAUCAACAAUUGAGGAUACUGGUGUAUUAAUAUGACUUUUUUUAUUCACUUUUUUAUUCACUUUUUCAUUCACUUUUUCAUUCACUUAAUAAAAUUCUUA